Trichosporon asahii var. asahii CBS 2479 is the source of this 2217-nucleotide messenger RNA. RefSeq names its product Phenylalanine ammonia-lyase. Gene Ontology annotation, molecular function: ammonia-lyase activity. The transcript is spliced from 2 exons. The record is from RefSeq and is a predicted model, not a curated record. NCBI's taxonomy places the organism in Eukaryota, Fungi, Basidiomycota, Tremellomycetes, Trichosporonales, Trichosporonaceae. Bases 1 to 2217 code for a protein of 738 amino acids. Gene Ontology annotation, cellular component: cytoplasm. Gene Ontology annotation, biological process: L-phenylalanine catabolic process.
AUGAUCCUCAAUGCCGACGCCAAGAUCAGCAACACCCCCUCCAUGAAGGGCGCGUUCCAGCCCUCGGGCGACGCGUUCUGGGACAAGUGUCUCCAUGGCGAUCGGCACUGGUUCCACUGGUUCCUCUGGAUUCAGUGGUUUCGUGCCUGGCACCGCUCUCCUCCGACACCGCACCGCUCUCACUCCACCCCCCUCUCUCCAACAUUGGCCACCGCCUCGCUACGCUCAGUGCUAACAGACAGCGAGCCCUUCCUCACCCGCACCUACGCUGGCACCGUCAAGGAGAUCACCAUUGAUGGCCAGAACAUGACGAUGGGCGACGUCGUCGCCGUUGCGCGCCAGGGCGCCAAGGCCGUCAUCUCUCCCUCGGUCCACGCCCAGAUCCAGGAGUCGGUCGACUUCAAGGAGUCCAAGAAGCACACCUCGAUCUACGGUGUGACGACCGGUUUCGGUGGCUCGGCCGACACGCGUACCUCUGACACUGAGGCGCUUCAGCUCUCGCUUCUUGAGCACCAGCUCUGCGGUUUCCUCCCCCAGAGUGGCGACUAUGAUGCCAUGCUCCUCGCGGCGAUGCCCAUCCCCAUCGUCCGCGGCGCCAUGGCCGUGCGCGUCAACUCGUGCGUCCGCGGCCACUCGGGCGUGCGCCUCAGCGUCCUCCAGUCGAUUAUCGACAUGCUCAACGCCGGCCUCGUGCCCUGCAUCCCUCUCCGCGGCACGAUCUCGGCUUCGGGCGACCUCUCGCCCCUGUCCUACAUCGCGGGCGCGAUCUGCGGGCACCCCGACGUGCGCGUCUUCGACACGGCGAACAAUGUCGUCCUCUCCGCCCCCGAGGCGCUGAAGAAGUACGGCCUGCCCACCGUCAAGCUCGCGUCCAAGGAGGGUCUUGGUCUCGUCAACGGUACUGCUGUUUCCGCUGCCGCGGGUGCGCUCGCGCAGUACGACGCCGAGUGCCUUGCCAUGCUCGCGCAGGCGAACACGGCCCUCUCCGUCGAGGCGCUGCAGGGCCACGUCGGCUCCUUUGCCGAGUUCAUCCACGCGAUCCGCCCGCACGCGGGCCAGAAGCAGGUCGCGGCCAACAUGCGCGCGAUGCUCGAUGGCUCCUCCCUGGCCGUGCACAAGGAGGAGGAGGUGGCGCUCGCCGACGACGCGGGUGUCCUCCGCCAGGACCGCUAUGCGCUCCGCACGUCGGCGCAGUGGAUCGGUCCGCAGCUCGAGCUCCUCGCCCUCUCUCGUCGCCAGAUCGAGACCGAGCUCAACUCGACCACGGACAACCCCCUGAUCGACGUCGAGGGCAAGACCUUCCACCACGGCGGCAACUUCCAGGCCAUGUCCGUCACCUCGGCGAUGGACAGCGACCGCAUCGUGCUCCAGAACCUGGGCCGCCUGGCGUUUGCCCAGGUGACCGAGCUGAUCAACUGCGAGAUGAACCGCGGCCUCCCCUCGAACCUGGCCGGCUCGGAGCCCAGCACCAACUACCACUGCAAGGGCCUCGACAUCCACAGCGGCGCGUACUGCGCCGAGCUCGGCUUCCUCGCCAACCCCGUCUCGAGCCACGUCCUGAGCACCGAGAUGCACAACCAGAGCGUCAACAGCAUGGCCUUCGUCUCCGCCCGCAAGACAAUGGAGGCGUGCGAGGUCCUCGGCCUGCUGCUGAGCACGCAGCUCUACUGCGCGCUGCAGGCCAUUGACCUGCGCGCCAUGGACGUGAGCUUCCGCUCGCACGCGGCCGAGCUGCUCAAGACCAGCCUCGCCGCGCACUUCCCCGAGCUCUCCGAGCCCGAGCUCGAGGCGCUGAACAAGCUCUGCGCCCAGAGCCUGGGCAAGCGUCUGGACGCGACGCCGUCGAUGGACUCUGGCCCCCGCUUUGCCGAUGCCGCCCGUUCUCUGGUCGGGCCGAUUGUCGAAUUCCUCGCCGCACGGGGCAAGGACUUCACCCCCGUGUCCGGCUUUGCGGCCGCGUUCGGCAAGGACGCAGCCGCGCUCUACGGCAAGAUGCGCGAUGCUGCUGUGGCCGAGUCUGGCAAGGACAUGAGCGAGGUUCUGGGCAAGACCGGCACGAUCUACGACGCGGUGCGUAACGAGCUCGGCGUCAAGGCGCGCAGGGGUGAUGUGGCCGAGGGCCGCAGUGGAAGCACGGUCGGAACUAGCAUUUCGCGUAUCGUCGAGGCCGUCCGGGACGGUCGGCUCAUGACCGCCGUCGAGGCCAUGCUGGAGUAA